Saprolegnia parasitica CBS 223.65 is the source of this 1383-nucleotide messenger RNA. RefSeq lists its product as hypothetical. Gene Ontology annotation, molecular function: serine-type carboxypeptidase activity. The coding region runs from base 1 to 1383 and encodes 460 amino acids. Lineage: Eukaryota; Oomycota; Saprolegniomycetes; Saprolegniales; Saprolegniaceae. The record is from RefSeq and is a predicted model, not a curated record. Gene Ontology annotation, cellular component: fungal-type vacuole. Gene Ontology annotation, biological process: proteolysis. The transcript has 2 exons.
AUGGCAUCCGCGACCGAGACUACCGGCCUCGUUCGCCAUGCGUCGGAGCAGACGAUGGCGGUGCCACGCCCGCGCUUCUCGCCUUGGGGCCUGCUCAUCGGAGUCCCGCUGCUGCUAAGCCUUGGCUGGUUCGCCGCCGAGUGGUGGCAAUCCCCCGCCGCAGCCUUUGUCUGCGACCCACACGUCGUGCAGUCGUCCGGCUACAUGCACGUCGCGCCGCAGACGCAGUACUUCUACUACUUCUUUGAGUCGCGCGAUCGCCCAGAGUCCGACCCGCUCGUGCUCUGGCUCAAUGGCGGGCCCGGGUCCUCAAGCAUGCUCGGGCUCUUCCUCGAGAACGGACCGUGCCUUGUCCAGAGCGAUGGCCGCCUCGCGUACAACGAGUAUGCGUGGAAUACACGUGCCAACGUCAUCUACGUCGACCAGCCUGCGUCGGUCGGUCUCUCGUUGGGCCCGCUGAGCGCGCCGAUGGCUAUUGGGCCCAACAUGCUGCAGUUCUUGCGCGGCUUCUUCGCCUUGCACCCGGACCUCGCGCGCCGACCGCUGUACCUCACGGGCGAAAGCUACGCCGGGCAUUACAUUCCUGCGAUUGCAACGACGCUCUUGUCGGCCAACGAGAGCGCUAUCAACCUCCAAGGCAUCGCGAUCGGGAACGGGCUCACCGACACGGACAUCCAGGCGCAGCACCAGCUCGAUAUGGUAAACAACCAGUACAACGUGACGCUUGUGCCGUCGUCGCACCUGGCCGAGCUGCAAGCCAUGGCGCAUGACGUGACCACGCGCAUCCGCGCCUGCCGGACGGCCAAGAACGACUCGGUCUGCGAAGACGCGGCGCUCGCCUUCAUCACGUUUCAGGGCUCGAUGGAGAGCUAUGCGCCGACCCGCAACAGCCUCGACAUUCGCCAAGAGUGCAUCGACGACGUGUGCGAAGCGCCCAUGAAGGCGGUAGCGACGUUCCUCAACCGCCCGGACGUCCAGGCGCAGCUUGGGCUACCAUCUCCUGUCGUCUACCGCAGCGACAACCCUAAGUACAUGGAGCCCUUCCUCAUCGACAUUGUCACCAACUAUGCGCAUCAUGUGGAAGCAAUCUUGGCGGCCAACGUGCCCGUCCUCUUGUAUGCGGGCGACGCCGACCUCCAAUGCAAUUGGCAGUCGAUUGACGCGUGGUCCUCGGCCAUGAAGUGGGCGCAGACCUCCGGCUACAACAAGACGACGCUGCAGCCCUACCUCGCCGCCGACGGCCGCACGGUCGGCCAAGUUCGCGCCCAUGACCUCCUCACCUUUGUACGCAUCUUCGACGCAGGCCACCUCGUGCCGUCGGCACAGCCCCAAGUCUCGCUCGAGUUGCUCAACACCUUCCUCGCCCGCGCGUCGUUCGUCUAG